Molecule: messenger RNA, 477 nt
Organism: Trichoderma virens Gv29-8
Lineage: Eukaryota; Fungi; Ascomycota; Sordariomycetes; Hypocreales; Hypocreaceae
Exons: 2
Coding region: 40-267 (75 amino acids)
Source: RefSeq, a predicted model, not a curated record
UGCUCAUUGAUUCAAAAAUCGCAGUACAGAAGUAUCAUCAUGCCGUCAGCUUCCGAGAAGGCGAAAGCAAAACUCGAUGCGGUGUUGAACGAUCCGGGGCGAUAUGAUUCUUCCCAACGGUCGAAUCGCAUAGCGACGACACGCUAUGCUGCUGGCUGUGGUAUGGUCAACUCCGUCCCCCGUCGCCCCAGCCAGAGCAGCAUAGAAAGCGAUCACGGUGGUGUUAGAAACAGGCUGAAACGCCUCAUGUCGCUACCCGCAUACUGAAAAGAUAAUCCUUGGGGGAUUAUUAUUGAUCUUGAUAAUAAUCUCAAUGGCUGCGAGCAUAUUUUUUUUAAUGCUCCAGUCGCUUCAUUAAGGAAGGGACGCAGGGUGUAUAUUGACAGACUCACCCCUUACAUCGUGCCUCUAUCAUAGGGUUGGAAGGAGUACAAAUCUUUAAUCUGAAUAUCUCUCUCCAAAGAGCAAUCUUGACUU